UACCGUUUCUCGCAUAAUUUUGUCGGGAAGCACGUUAAAAAUGCCAAGCGCCUCGUUCACAUCAUCGCGCAAUUACGUGCGGAGAUCCCGGAGAAAAGGCGCGAACAGGAUUCCUCUGCCUUCGAGAACCACCUCGGCCGAGCCAUGCGACUUGCCAUGUUCAGCAUCAAAUCAGAUACCUCCUGGUGGCGGAGUAGGUGGUGGAGGAGGAGGAGGAGGAGGUGGAGGUGGGGGUGGAAGCGGUGGAAGAGGAUCUUCCCCAAGUGUCUCUGGUGUUGCAGCACCAUCACCUUCCCCAUCACAUUCACAUUCUUCUCCAUAUGACUUAAGGCGUAAAAGUCCACCUCACCCAGAUCCUGCUCCUGGUACUAGCUCUGCUUUACCUCCGUCGGGUGGUAGUAGUAUCGGUGCCACUCUUGGUUCUUCCUCCCUACCAGCAAGAAAACGACCUAGGCGGACGUGUUCGUUAUCCACGGAUGGUACAAACACAAACACAGCAGCGCAUUACCUCCAGUAUGAGUUACCAGACGAAGUGCUGCUUACUAUAUUUAAUUAUCUAAUGGAGCAAGAUCUAUGCCGUGUCUCGCAAGUUUGCAGACGUUUCCAAGCGAUUGCAAACGACACCGAACUAUGGAAGUCCUUGUACCAGCAAGUUUACGAAUACGACUUACCACUAUUUAAUCCUGCACCUUGUAAAUUUGAAUUCGUAUCCCCGGAUGAGUCAGACUAUGCAAAUCCAUGGAAAGAGAGCUUUAGACAAUUAUACAGAGGGGUGCACGUUAGGCCAGGAUUUCAGGAUUUGAAGUUCAAAGGACGACAUUUGCCAUACUUUAAUACUGUUCAGGGAGCAUUAGAUUACGUAGAUGAAUAUAGAAGCAAUAGUGGUUCCUCGUCAAAUAAUAGCACAACCACGAGCGGUCAAGGGAAUUGUUGCGGAAGUAAUUCUCAGUCAGCGGAAGAGGCGCCACAACAUUUAGUUUUCUUACACGCUGGAAUCUAUAGAGGCGAAUUUCUCGUGAUCGACAGCGACGUUGCAUUGAUCGGUGCAGCACCUGGAAACGUAGCGGAGUCUGUUAUAUUGGAACGAGAAAGUGAAUCUACAGUUAUGUUUGUAGAAGGAGCAAAACGAGCUUACGCCGGUCAUCUCACGUUAAAGUUUACGCCAGAUGUUACUAGUACAGUGCCGCACCAUAAACAUUAUUGUUUAGAAGUUGGUGAAAACUGCAGUCCCACAGUGGAUCAUUGUAUUAUUAGGAGUUCAAGCGUUGUUGGAGCAGCUGUUUGCGUGUCGGGCGUUGGAGCCAAUCCUGUGGUAAAGAAUUGUGACAUAUCGGAUUGCGAAAACGUUGGACUUUAUGUCACCGACUAUGCCCAAGGAACUUACGAAGACAAUGAGAUCUCUAGAAACGCGUUAGCUGGAAUUUGGGUGAAGAAUUACGCUAAUCCCAUAAUGCGGAGGAAUCAUAUUCACCACGGAAGGGAUGUUGGAAUAUUCACGUUCGAUAACGGUCUCGGAUAUUUCGAAGCUAACGAUAUUCACAAUAAUCGAAUAGCGGGUUUCGAAGUAAAGGCUGGUGCUAAUCCAACGGUUGUACAUUGUGAGAUACACCAUGGACAAACAGGCGGAAUAUAUGUCCAUGAAAACGGUUUAGGUCAAUUUAUUGACAACAAAAUUCACUCGAACAAUUUCGCCGGCGUUUGGAUCACCUCCAAUUCGAAUCCGACGAUUCGUAGAAAUGAAAUUUACAAUGGUCACCAGGGAGGAGUAUAUAUAUUUGGAGAGGGAAGAGGCUUGAUAGAACAUAACAAUAUUUACGGUAACGCCUUAGCCGGCAUACAGAUCAGAACUAAUUCGGAUCCCAUAGUUAGACAUAACAAAAUACAUCACGGUCAACACGGUGGUAUAUAUGUACACGAGAAAGGUCAGGGUUUAAUCGAGGAGAACGAAGUAUAUGCCAACACUUUAGCAGGUGUCUGGAUAACCACGGGAUCGACACCGGUUUUAAGAAGGAAUCGUAUUCAUAGCGGUAAACAAGUCGGAGUUUAUUUUUAUGACAAUGGACACGGCAAACUAGAAGACAAUGAUAUUUUCAAUCAUUUGUAUUCGGGAGUACAAAUAAGGACUGGAAGCAAUCCAGUGAUACGUGGAAAUAAAAUAUGGGGUGGACAAAACGGUGGCGUUCUUGUGUAUAAUAGCGGAUUAGGUUUACUCGAACAAAAUGAGAUUUUUGAUAACGCGAUGGCAGGAGUUUGGAUUAAAACGGAUAGUAACCCUACAUUAAAAAGAAACAAAAUCUUUGACGGGCGAGACGGUGGAAUUUGUAUAUUUAACGGUGGUAAAGGUGUUCUCGAGGAAAACGACAUAUUUCGUAACGCUCAAGCGGGAGUGCUUAUUUCUACGCAGUCUCAUCCAGUCUUGAGGAGGAAUCGAAUUUUCGAUGGUUUAGCAGCUGGCGUUGAAAUAACAAAUAACGCGACUGCUACGCUAGAAUUUAAUCAAAUAUUCAAUAAUAGAUUUGGUGGUCUAUGCUUAGCGAGCGGAGUUCAACCAACGACUAGAGGCAAUAAAAUAUUUAAUAAUCAAGAUGCAGUCGAGAAAGCGGUUGGAAACGGCCAAUGUUUAUACAAAAUUUCGUCGUACACCUCGUUCCCUAUGCAUGAUUUCUAUCGGUGCCAGACAUGCAAUACUACAGAUCGUAACGCAAUUUGUGUUAACUGUAUAAAAACCUGUCAUGCUGGACACGAUGUAGAAUUCAUCAGACAUGACCGAUUCUUUUGUGACUGUGGUGCUGGAACAUUAAAUAAUCAGUGUCAACUUCAAGGUGAACCUACGCAAGAUACAGACACGUUGUAUGAUAGUGCAGCACCGAUGGAGUCGCAUACACUUAUGGUCAACUAGGAACUAACCUAAACUAAAUAAUACAAUCAAACGUCACUGAAACAGCCUGUAAGUCCAACACAUUGCAAACAAAACUUUGUUGCUGAGUUCUUUAUUACGACACUUGUUCCUUCGCGUCCCCGUUGUGAUUGUUAUUUUUUUAAAGCUAUCGUUAUUGUUAACAUAUUCCAAUUAACGGCAAUUUCAUCAUCAUUAUUAUCAUCAUUAUCGUUAUCGUCAUAUAACCGUUCAUCUCAUUUUCAUCAUCAUCGUCAUCGUGGUGCUCAAACUUAUCACGAUCAUAUUUGUCAUUGCGAGAACACGUCCAUGACUUUGUAAGCGUCGAAUCGUGUCAUCGACAUCGUUGUCAUCAUAAUCAUCUAUCAUCAUUCAUCGUCGUCGUCGACGUCGUCGUCAUUACCGUCACCAUCAAGAGAUAGUAUAUUUUAUAUUAAUAAAUUAGUACUCUAUAUUGACGUUUAAUUUAGUACAUACGGAUAUUCGUUAUUGACGUUCGUGUUUGUCCAGAUAUCGAGAAUCGAUAAACGAAGAUCCAGAUAUAUCUGACGUAACGCAAGUAUUAUCGGGAAGAAGGAAAAUUGUUAGGAAACUGUUUUUCUUGAUUAAAAUCUCAUCGUUAAAAGCGGUUUCGCCAAGGUCAAGGCUCAAAUUCGCCCGUGAUUAUCUAAUAAAGAACUCUGCAACGAAAAAAUAAGCUUCGACGAACACAAUUUAAACAAGUGACAAAGUGGAUUUCUGAUAUAAACGAAACCUAAUAAUUAAAUAAACGUUAAAUUUAUUUAAACGUGUAAUAAAAGAAAGCCACGCGUAAUCGUUAAUCGAUCGAAAAAGAACACAUAAUAAACUCCCCGCGUGGAAUUCGUUUCAUUAAGUUUCCUUAAUUUUUAAGUUCAUACGUAAAGCGAAAAAAAAUGAAAAACAAGUGCAGUGAAUCUGUGUAAAAAAAAAAUGGAAAUAAAAAAACACAUGUGUAUACGUCGAUAGAACAGGCACGUGAACAUCGUGACAUUUUAAUAAGCAAAAAAACAAAGAAUUAAAUGAAAAAAACGCUCGUGCAAUGCAAUGAGAUUGGUUAAAAAAAUAGAAACAUUAUUAAGCUUACGAUAAAACACAGUGUCUCGAAUGUAAAAUUGUGUAUAUCGUAUGUAAUAAAUGACGAAUGGACAACAACACUAAACAAAUUAUUGCUCGCUACAUGAACAGGAGGUCCGACGCCGUACAACAUAGGAGACGUAUGUUACACAAGUUUGCACUUAUAUUUAAACGAAACUUAAAGUAGCCGAUGUACUAAAGCAGAAAGAUCGAGAAAUAAGUGCAUAUCGUGUGUUCACGCCAAUGGUAUUGUAAGGAACCGAGCAUACUCAUCCACAAGACAGAUCGAACGGAUAAUUAGCAGGAUUCAUGGUAAUCGAACAACAGAACAAGUGCAACUUUGGUAAUAAACGUGUCGGAUAGCGAUACAAAUAUUUCGGAGGAGGGAAGGCAAACACGUGAAACGAAGACCCGCAAUGACAUACUGAAACAGAUGUCUAAAAAAUGUGAUAUUGUAAAAUUCACAACUGGAUAUAAUCAAAAUGGAACAGAAACAUCUAUGCGAUUCUAAUAAUUGUUUUUAUGUAAAUGUACCUUGUACUACCGUAUACAGUUCUUCGAUUCUACUAUCCGCAUUGUGAAUAGUGAUGGCUCUAAGUCGCCCGAGGGGGAAAGUGCAUAAUAAUAAGACAGAUUAAACAAAACAAAACAAAAAUUAAAUGUGUAAAGUAAAUUUAAAAAGAAAUUUACACGAUACAUAUGUGGUGUUAUACCAGUGAGAAAUAAAAGAAAAACAAACAAAAGUUUAUCGUAAAAAAGAAUGAAAAUGAUGUAAACGAUAUACUGUCUAAGGAACAGUUUUUAAAAAAAAAAGUAAUCUCCAAUUUUUAAAGUAAUCCAAUUUUUUUAAUAUUACGUUAGCGAUAAAGUCUAAUCAUAUUAUUAUAAUUGUGUAUCUUCAGGGGCGGUUUCGCUCUUGUUAUGAAAGGAAAAAAAAGCGCCUAUUAGCGAUAAUUUUAGACGCAGCCCGCAUCCACUUACGCAAACGAUGAGUAUAAAAAUAAGUAGACGAAAGUAUCGAAAUCGCAUUAUACGGUAAAAUUUUGUUUGCGUGACAAAAUUUUACGAUCAAAAAAAAUCUCUCUCUCGCAUUCGUUAGUUGUAUGUGUAGGUACGUUUUGUAUGUCAUUUGGUAGAAUGGGUAAUGGUGUACAAGAAUUGCCUUUGAACAUACCAACUCUUAAGGUCCGUAGUAUUAUACACCGCAGUGUCAUAUUAUACAUAGUAUAACUAUAUAUAAUGUUUAACACGUUAUAUGCACACUGAAAAUAAUAAGGACGUACGUCAAAGGCAUUUCUUGUGCACGCACAUUGGAACGCAAAACGUGUUUACGUUCUCGAGUGAUACUCUUUUACGUCCUGUUGUUUCUUUUUUUUUUUGUUUGAAAAAACGAUUCGCUCAUGAAAAGAAUCACUCUUUUUCGUUUCUUUUUUUUUUUUUCUUUUUUUUUUGAAACUUGGAGUAGAGAAACUACAGAAAAAAUUUCCUUGUAAAGUAACGAGAAAAAAAAGAAGGAAAGAAAACGAAAAAUAAAAAAGAAGAACGAUAGCUUUAACAGUUAUCGAGCGAAAAAAUUAACAGCAACUUUUCCGCGCGCUCUCUACGUUGUGUAACUGUAAUUAGCAAAAUUUAUUUGUCGAUCGUUUUGUCUUUUUUUUUUUAUACUGUUUCGAAUAUUAUUUACGAACUGUUAAAUAUGUUUAUUGUAUUAACGGAAAAUGAAAUUAUAAGAUGAACGAUUUUGCGAUCUUUUUAUGCCCUUUUUUGUUUCGUUCUAUCAAGCACACUUUGAUGCUGUAACUCGCCAGUAUUUCGAAUCUUAACGGAGGAACCGAACGUUUUUCUGUGAUUUCUAUCCUCUCACAGUUUCAAAGCUUGUUGAAUAAUUCUUAUGGCUAACAUUGUCUCGCGCAGCAGCCGUACCAGACUUAAUCGACAAUUAUACGAGUAUCGUAACAUUCUCCAGUGACUUAUAUUAGAUUUAUUUGUAAAACAUUAAAGUAAAAAGAAAAAAGAGAUGAAAGAGAAAAGUCGCUCUCGGCUGCGGCACGAUUCAAAUGUUUCAUGUUUCUGGUUGUUGAAUGUAUUAUAUGUAAGAUUUAAUCAACAAUAGAGACCUGUUGUGGCGUCCAUUUUAAUUCGCGAAUUUCCGUUCGAAAUCGGUUAAUGCACUCUCUGGACAGAGUUCGAUUCCACGAAAAUUGAAUAAUACGAAGCGUCGUGAGGCUUUGAUCAGAAGAUUAGAAUUUAAAAAGAAAAAGGAGAUUUUACGUUGAGAGCUCUUUUUGUAAUUUUCGUUUACGGAGGUAUAUAUAACAGUGAUCAUUGAAUGAUAUCGGAAUGACAUUGGAUCUUCGCGAUUGCACAUCGUAUACAUAUGCUGAAGUUGUUUCUCGCAUACUGCGGACAGAAUACAAUGUAUGUUUCCCUUUA
Molecule: messenger RNA, 6424 nt
Organism: Hylaeus anthracinus
Lineage: Eukaryota; Metazoa; Arthropoda; Insecta; Hymenoptera; Colletidae
Gene: FBXO11
Product: F-box only protein 11
Exons: 8
Coding region: 41-2899 (952 amino acids)
Biological process (GO): regulation of apoptotic process; protein ubiquitination; ubiquitin-dependent protein catabolic process
Molecular function (GO): zinc ion binding; protein binding
Source: RefSeq, a predicted model, not a curated record